Histoplasma mississippiense is the source of this 627-nucleotide messenger RNA. Its product is annotated as putative mitochondrial 37S ribosomal protein MRPS12. Gene Ontology annotation, molecular function: structural constituent of ribosome. The record is from RefSeq and is a predicted model, not a curated record. The transcript is spliced from 3 exons. The coding region runs from base 1 to 627 and encodes 208 amino acids. Lineage: Eukaryota; Fungi; Ascomycota; Eurotiomycetes; Onygenales; Ajellomycetaceae. Gene Ontology annotation, cellular component: small ribosomal subunit; ribosome. Gene Ontology annotation, biological process: translation.
AUGCCACCGCCAACGCCCACCGCGGGGGUAAUCCGUUCCCUACGACACUUUAUAUCCCGCCCAUAUUGCCUCUCUUCACCACUAUCCACCUCCUCCAAGCGCACCUUUUCCCUCCUCCACCGAACACCACACACCACACCUCCCUUACGCCGUAAACUGACAUCCGUCCAAUAUAUAUGUACACCAUCGUCCCUCUCUUCAUCGUCGCGGAAAUUCUCCAGCACUCCCUACCAAAAUGCCACGUUGAACCAAGUCCGUCGGGGUUGUCGGAAGGGCAAGCGUGCGAGGAAAACCACCUCGCCCGCGCUUGUAGGCCGGCCGCAGAUGAAAGGCGUGUGUCUGAAGACUGGAAUCACGAAGCCGAAGAAGCCUAAUUCCGGAGAGCGCAAAACGGCGAGAAUCCGGUUGACUAAUGGCGCGGUUGUUACAGGGUACAUCCCAGGCGAAGGACACAACAUCCAACAGCAUAGCGUCGUGUUGAUUAGAGGUGGCCGGGCACAGGAUUGUCCUGGUGUGCGGUACAUCUGUCCGUGGAGCGUAGGAUUUGUCUGGCGUUGGCAACCGUAUCACCAGCCGCUCGAAGUACGGGACGAAGAAGCCGAAGAGUGCUUAAAGCAGUUCGGGUAG